Molecule: messenger RNA, 720 nt
Organism: Postia placenta MAD-698-R-SB12
Lineage: Eukaryota; Fungi; Basidiomycota; Agaricomycetes; Polyporales; Adustoporiaceae
Exons: 6
Coding region: 1-720 (239 amino acids)
Biological process (GO): cytoplasmic microtubule organization; tubulin complex assembly; post-chaperonin tubulin folding pathway
Cellular component (GO): nucleus; microtubule plus-end; cytoplasm
Molecular function (GO): microtubule plus-end binding; alpha-tubulin binding
Source: RefSeq, a predicted model, not a curated record
AUGCGCGCGUCGAAUCCCAUCACCGUCAAAGUCUUCGUCACAUCGCCCGAUACACGAUCAGAGAGGCGAUUUGAUCUACACAUAACUGUAGAGCAACUCAAGAACAAGCUCGAGUUGAUCACAGGAAUUCCUGUUCAGAACCAAUUGAUACAAGUAUUCAAUGGUGAAAAUGACUCAACACCAGUAGCUAUACUGGAGGACAAUAUCAAACCAAUCGGGUUCUACGGAUUACGCGACUGGCAAGUGUUGAAGGUCAUUGACCUCGAUCCUGCUACAUCGUUCACAGGACAAUUGAGUGACGUCUCGCAGGUCCAAAAGUUUGAGCUCAGCGAAGCUGAGUAUGCGCAACGGCAAGAUACUGUUCUCGCAUACAAGCAACGGCACAAAAUAGGCCGUUUCGCUGACAAUGAGCAGGACGAAACAGCGGGCUCCGCCCCGCAGCUGGAUAUCCCGCUGGGUUCUCGCUGUGAAGUCGAGACAAGCGAAGAGAACUUCCACAAGCGCGGCAUUGUGCGGUUCAUCGGACCUACAACAUUCGCAAAGGGAGGUGCAUGGGUAGGGAUUGAGUACGAUGAACCUAUAGGCAAGAACGACGGCUCGGUGCAAGGGGAACGAUACUUCACCUGCAAACCAAACUACGGCGUCUUUGUUCGACCCGAAAGGGUGAAGUUUGGUGACUUUCCCCCUGAGGAGAUUGAUUUUGAUGACGAAGAGAUGUAA